CAGUCCUACAUGAGAAUAACACACGUUAAAAGCAGACGUGUGGUCGUAUACUCGGAUUUAUAUAUAAAUAAUUCGAAUCAGUAUUAUAUUGAAGCAAUUAUUAACAUAGUGUAAUAAACAAAGGAUUUCCGGUGUAAAUCUCCGGGGAAGAUGCUACUAGCGUUAUGUUUUUUAGUUCUUGUAAGGGCCCAACUCGGAACUUCGCAAAAUGAGGGUGAAGCCUGCGUUGUCAAACACACGAACACACGUGGGGUGUGCAAACUCGCUUCUAAAUGUCAAUCGGCCAGAGAAGAUUUCCAAAACAAUGGAAUCAAACCAACCUUCUGCACGCAUUCCUUUGAUUCUAUACUCGUCUGCUGCAGCGACGGCAGUUCAAUACUAAACACGGCACAGGUAUUCGAUCGCAGACCGGUCUGGAAUCAAUUCUCUCAAACAAAUAACAAUCAAAACAAACGACUCAGCGAGCGAAAAUGUGACGAAUAUAGUCGGGGAGUCACACAGACGGUCAACUUCAUCGCCCUGAUGCCUGACCCCGACGCCAUGACCUUGGUCUCGCCGAAGUGUAAUUAUGAAAGCGUCCAGCUUAUCGUGGGAGGGGAGAACGCUAUCCAGGGUGAAUUUCCGCAUAUGGCUGCAAUUGGCUGGAUUGAUAUUGAGGGUAAUUAUGCCUUCCAAUGUGGGGGGAGUCUCAUCAGCUCUCGCUUCGUGCUGACAGCUGGUCAUUGCAUCAAAAACCCAAAGAUGAAAGAUCCAAAACCAUCCAUCGUGCGACUUGGUGAUCAAAACUUGGAUCCAACAGUUAGUGAUGGGGCUAGUCCUGUUGAUAUACCAAUAAAGACCGUCCACAAGCACCCCUCUUACAAAUCACCGGGCAAAUAUAACGAUAUAGCCUUAUUUGAGCUGAACAGCGAUGUCGACUUCGAAUCAGCGAUCAGACCUGCGUGUCUUUGGACGAAGUUUGACUUCCCUGGACAUACGAAGGCCGUGGCUACAGGAUGGGGCGUGACCAGUGCGCGUAACAGAGAAACAUCGAAGGAACUGCAGAAGGUGUCCUUGACGUUACUGGAAAACGACCACUGCGACGUGCUCUUAAAUGAUACGCACAACAGACACUGGGCAGGAUUCGUUGACUCCCAGAUGUGCGCUGGCGAGCUACGUGGAGGGAAAGACACGUGUCAAGGUGAUUCCGGAUCUCCUCUCCAAGUUGCAUCAACACAGAACAAGUGUAUUUUCCACAUUGUCGGCAUCACGUCGUUCGGUCGCCGAUGUGCCGAAUCUGGCAGGCCAGCAGUUUACACCAGAGUCUCCGUCUAUUUGGAUUGGAUUGAAUCGAUCGUCUGGCCAGGAGAAUAAUUUAAAAAAUAGUUUUAUAUUUUUAAUACUUUAUUA
Messenger RNA from Vanessa atalanta (red admiral), 1389 nucleotides. RefSeq names its product serine protease snake-like. The record is from RefSeq and is a predicted model, not a curated record. The transcript has 10 exons. Gene Ontology annotation, biological process: proteolysis. NCBI's taxonomy places the organism in Eukaryota, Metazoa, Arthropoda, Insecta, Lepidoptera, Nymphalidae. Bases 151 to 1353 code for a protein of 400 amino acids. Gene Ontology annotation, molecular function: serine-type endopeptidase activity.